This is a messenger RNA of Xenopus laevis (African clawed frog), 2055 nucleotides long. RefSeq names its product zinc finger protein 282 S homeolog (gene znf282.S). The coding region runs from base 107 to 1648 and encodes 513 amino acids. Gene Ontology annotation, cellular component: nucleus. The record is from RefSeq and is a predicted model, not a curated record. The transcript is spliced from 8 exons. Gene Ontology annotation, biological process: regulation of transcription by RNA polymerase II; regulation of DNA-templated transcription. Gene Ontology annotation, molecular function: DNA binding; DNA-binding transcription factor activity, RNA polymerase II-specific; RNA polymerase II cis-regulatory region sequence-specific DNA binding. Lineage: Eukaryota; Metazoa; Chordata; Amphibia; Anura; Pipidae.
CUAGGCGGCUACGUGGCGCGUCGUGACGCCACAAGUCUCGCGUGAUGAGACUUGUGGCGUCGGGAUUUGCUGUUAAACAGUAGGCGAGGAUCUUGUGGGAAGUGAAAUGCCUCACUGCUUUGCCUAUGGCUGUACCAACCACUGUGGGAGGCUAACCCCAGCAGUCUCCAUGCAUACCUUUCCCAAAGAAUCUCCUCUGGCUGAGACGUGGGUGCAUCACUGCCGUACAGAUGUAGGAAAUGUGCAGGAGUUUGUGCGUGACACACUGCUGAAAAGUCCAGCGCACUUUGUGCUAUGUUCAGAGCACUUUGAAGAGGAUAUGUUUGAACUGUGUGGAGAGUCGCACUUUCUUCCUUCUGAGACCAAAUACCAGAAAACAAAGUUGAAAGUUAAUGCUGUACCUACUCUCUUUCCCACUGGAGCCCCCAAAAUGCGCAAACAGGCAGAACAUCACUUGAAAAUACAUGAGCGAAAGCAGCUACUAGAUAACCUCUUGAAGCAACAAAAGAAACCCCAACUUGAAGCAGCCCAAAUAAUCAGCCCAUCCACAUCCCAGGAAUUUGAAGAGUAUAAUGCUCUUCAGCAAAAGGAGAAGGACAUCCAUAUUGAUCAGCAACAGAAACCUCAAUUAUUAAGGAGAAAGCUACUUCCCUUGAAGUCACAAUUUUUGAAGAAGUGUUUUAAACCUGUGCCAAGAGCUCUACAGAGGAAAACGCCCACCGCAUUUAACAGAAUAGCAGUUUAUUUUUCUGAUGAGGAGUGGGAGAUGCUGGAAGAAUGGCAGAGGGAUCUCUACAAGAACACGAUGAAAGAGAACUCCGAAGCCCUAACGUCACUUGGCUACUCUAAUAUCAGUCCAAACAUUCUUCUAAAAAUCAAAGAUGAGGAUGUGAUGCGCUUUACAUCUGAUUGCUCACCAGAAGAUGUGGAGCAAGCAGAUAAUCCAAAUGCAGAAGACCAUGCAUUCUUGGAUUCCAAUGUUUUCUCAAGAAUAAAGCAAGACCAAAUGCAGUAUUUAGAUGGCAGCCCAGAUUCAGAGGAAGGAGAGCUAAAUGGUUCAUACAAUGUUCCAAUUAGUACCAGUAUAGAAGAGGACAAUUUUGGCACAUGGAGUGGAUCUGUAAAUGUUCAAAACCCAGUUUCAGUGAAAUAUAAUUUUUCCCAGUGUUUCACUAACAGCAUUACCAGUGACAUAUAUUCUUCCUCAAAAUGGAAUACAAUAAAUGUUUCCCCAAAUAACCUUUUUAGGACUAUUGCCCCAAAACAGGAUUUUAGUCUAAAUUCCACCGGACUGGGAGGACCACUGGAUUUAAGACCUUACAAAUGCUCCUCAUGUGACAAGAGCUUUACCGUUAAAUCGAACCUUAUUAAGCACCACCGUAUUCAUACAGGGGAAAGACCAUACAGAUGUACUCAUUGCUCCAAAAGCUUUAGUCGCAACUCUCACUUGAUCACCCACCAGCGAACUCACACUGGAGAGCGACCUUAUAAGUGUAAUGAGUGUGACAAGAGCUUUAUCCAGAACUCGGUGCUUAUUCAACACCAAAGGAUCCACACUGGUGAAAGGCCUUUUAGAUGUGAUGAAUGCAACAAAAGCUUUAGUCAAAAGUCAUGUCUCAUCCGUCACCAGAGAACUCACACAAGAUAGGGUUUCUGUGAAUUGGCAUAAGAAAGACCAUUGAAAUUUUGUGUGAUUACAGACUAAUUUCAAACCUGAUGUGGAAGAACACACGCAAUAAAAAAAUUGGCAAUCUCUUUGGUUUAGAUGACACCAAGAGAGUAGGCCAGUUGGACAAUAAACCUUAUCAUUGAUAUAGCCAUGAAUUAAAAAAAAUGCUUAUUUUAUAGAAAUUACCUUUCAUACACUUUAUCACAUAUCUGAGUAGCUACUAGAAAAUGAAGUGUGAAAAUAGGAUGAAGGCCAAACAACACAUAGGGGUAUAUUUAUCAAAGAAUAAAAGUAAAGUCCGCUAGCGUGAAAUACCGACUCUCACUUUCACCCAUUGAUAAAUAUGCCUUCCAAAAUCCCUUAGAAAUUAAUGGGGAGUGGCGGAA